This is a messenger RNA of Arachis ipaensis, 2093 nucleotides long. The record is from RefSeq and is a predicted model, not a curated record. Lineage: Eukaryota; Viridiplantae; Streptophyta; Magnoliopsida; Fabales; Fabaceae.
AAAAUAAUAGCGUAUAAAUCGAACAUAAUAAGGCAAGGAAGGAAGAAAAAUCAGAACAAGAAACCAAAGUCCUUUCACUUUCCAAACCGUGUGGUGUGCCUUUUGAGUUUUGACUGUUUACGAGGACGACGACGACCAUUCCCUGCGCUUCUUCAGUUGAGUUGGUUCUGCUUGUUGAUUUUGAUGCAUUCUUGAAUUUUUGAGGGCGAAUGAAUGUUUUGGAGCUGAUUUGAUUGCUUGGUUUUACCAAUUCAGCAAGCACCGUUGAAGUUGUUUGACCCAGCACUUGCACAGAUUCAAUACUGAAAUUAAAGAAAAUUGAAUAAAGAGCUGUAGGGUUGGGAUGGGCUGUGAAAUAUCGAAAGCAUGCUGCUGGGGCGCCCGAGAUGAUCAAGUUCCAGAGGCACAAAUUGUUCAAAAUGAAGAUAGAAUUGAGGGCAGUGACUUGCCGCAGUUUCGAGAGUACACAAUUGAUCAGCUCAGGAAGGCUACAUCCGGAUUUGCAGUAGAAAAUAUAGUUUCUGAGCAUGGAGAAAAGGCACCAAAUGUGGUCUAUAAAGGGAAACUUGAAAACCAAAUGCGAAUAGCUGUCAAACGGUUCAACAAAUUAGCCUGGCCAGAUGCACAGCAAUUUAUGGGGGAGGCCAGAGCUGUAGGUCAGCUAAGGAACCAUAGAUUGGUAAAUCUCCUUGGAUGUUGCUGUGACGGUGAUGAAAGGUUGCUUGUCGCAGAAUUUAUGCCCAAUGAGACUUUGGCAAAGCACUUGUUUCAUUGGGAAACUCAGCCGAUGAAAUGGGCAAUGCGACUGAGAGUUGCCUUUCACCUUGCCCAAGCUUUGGAGUACUGUACCAGCAGGGGACGUGCACUAUAUCAUGACCUAAAUGCUUACAGAGUUCUUUUUGAUGAUGAAUACAAUCCUAAACUUUCAUGCUUUGGUCUGAUGAAAAACAGUCGAGAUGGGAAAAGUUAUAGUACGAAUUUGGCAUUUACGCCGCCUGAGUAUCUGAGGACAGGUAGAGUUACUCCAGAGAGUGUAACUUAUAGCUUUGGGACCCUUUUACUUGACCUUCUUAGUGGAAAACAUAUUCCUCCAAGCCAUGCUCUUGAUCUGAUUAGGGACCGGAAUGUUACGACACUAACAGACUCUUGUCUAGUGGGAGUUUCUUCUCUUGCGCUGAUGGGCAUACCAGAUGGUGCUGCUGCCUUUCCCCUUACUCCACUUGGUGAAGCAUGUCAGCGAAUGGAUCUGACUGCCAUACAUGAGGUGUUGGAGAAACUUGGGUAUAAAGAUGACGAGGGUGCAGCAACUGAGCUUUCGUUUCAAAUGUGGACCAACCAGAUGCAGGAAACAUUGAACUCAAAGAAGAAGGGUGAUGCUGCUUUUCGGCAAAAGGAUUUUAGAACCGCAAUUGAUAGCUAUACACAGUUCAUUGAUGUUGGAACCAUGGUUUCCCCAACGGUCUAUGCACGACGUAGUCUGUGCUAUCUCAUUAGCAGCAUGCCGGAGGAGGCGCUUAAAGAUGCAUCACAGGCACAAUCAAUAUCUCCUGUUUGGCACAUAGCAUCCUAUCUACAAGCUGCUUGUCUCUUUGCGCUGGGCAGGGAAGCGGAGGCUCGAGUAGCCCUUAAAGAGGCCUCUUCAAUUGAAACCAAAAAGAACACAAACUAGUUUACAAUGUUCCCUUAAAAACCGUUGUUUUCCCUGUGACUGAUGAUAGGUUCCUUACAUAUAGUACACAUGCUGGUUUCUCAAUGUUUGGGCAACAUGACAUGACUGGUUCGUCAUUCUUUUGCACAGACAGGCUUAAGGGUCACCACAGAAUUAUAGUGUCUAUUUGCAUUUUAGGGUUAUUUUGGUGUUUAUAAAGAGUCAUGGUUAGAAGUAACUCUGUGAGUUAUGUCGGCAUUUGUUGGGUAACUGGCAAAUGCUAUUUGAUAUGCUUUUUUGUAAUUUAAUGUACAGAACAAUUGGUCAUGGCUAUCGUGUCAACAUGAAAUAGGCUCUCUUUUUGUAUCUAAUAUAUGCAUAUAGAUAUUCUUUGAAUCUUUAUUCGGUUACAUUUAAUCAGAAAUUAGUACUGUCUUUGUUUCUA